GUAGCCUGCUUAAAUUCAGACCUUUCUUAUCUGUUUAGCAUUCAUGCGUUGCAGUGUUUCACGUCAUUCAGUCACCUAACUAGAUUGUUCCAUCAGACGGAAUUACCCGCAUCACUCAAUGAAGUACAAUUAUUGAUUACACUGCCCCCCUCUCCCUCUCUCCACCCCUCCCUCUCUUCUACCACCAUCGCUUUCUUUCGCUCUCUCCUUUCCUGAAGUACUGCAGCGAGGGAGGACUGCAUCGAAAAAAAACCCACUGUCGUGCGCUGGCAAUUACCUCUGAUUCUAUUCUACAGUAAAGAAUUGUUUUUCUUCCAUAAAGCGAAUGGAUGCAAUGGUGCAACUACCAGCUCAGUCCACUCUUCUCGUCAUAAAUAACGCCUGGCCGAUGAUUGCCACAGCCAUUGUGGGUUAUCUCCUCUGGUGACUGCGGACUCAAGAGUUUCUUCCCUGCCGCAUCUCGAGACCCACUGAUCUCACCAUUCCUGUAAUUCCCCCACCAGCGUACACUCACCCCUGUUGCCCCUCUUCCCUCUUUCUUCUACUUCUAAGUAUCCUCUGAACCCCCGUGAAGACCUACCGGUGGAGCCAGAAUGGAGGACACUUACAAUAACAGGACUUCCCUGGCUAAGGGGGCCAAGGACAUGGCCAAGGAGGCCAAGCGGCAUGCAGCAAAGAAAGUCAACAAGGUGGUGGACCGUGCCACAGACGAGUACUCAUCCCACCGCAACUACAGCCGAUUCCAGGAUGAGGAAGACGAAGAUGAGGAUUUCUACCGGAACCCCCCGAGACAGGAUGGAGAGGGCUACCAUGACAACGAGGAGGGCUCUAGCGAUGCUACAGAGGGCCACGACGAUGAGGAUGAGAUCUACGAGGGCGAGUACCAGGGGAUCCCCUCAGCAGGAGAUAGGAAGCAUAAGGAGGGUCAGGUGGCACUGGGACAACCGAUGUCAGAUGCCAGAAGGGACCGUAAGGGGCUGGAGGACGAGAGACAGGCUGAUGAGGAGGAGCUGGCCCAACAAUACGAGCUGAUCAUCCAGGAGUGUGGUCACGGGAGGUUCCAGUGGCAGCUCUUCCUGGUGCUCGGGCUGGCACUCAUGUCAGAUGGGGUGGAGGUGUUCGUGGUGGGCUUUGUGCUACCCAGCGCAGAGACAGACAUGUGUGUGCCCAACUCCAGCUCAGGAUGGCUAGGAAGUGUUGUUUACUUGGGGAUGAUGGUUGGAGCGUUCUUCUGGGGAGGGAUGUCUGACAAAGUGGGCCGCAGACAGUGCCUCCUCAUUUGCAUGUCCACGAACGGCUUCUUUGCCUUCCUGUCAUCUUUUGUCCAGGGAUACGGCUUAUUCCUCCUUUGUCGUCUCGUUGCAGGCUUUGGGAUAGGAGGUGCUGUGCCCAUCGUUUUCUCCUUCUUUGCAGAGGUGUUGUCCAGGGAGAAAAGAGGAGAACACCUCAGCUGGUUGUGUAUGUUCUGGAUGAUUGGAGAGAUAUAUGCAUCUGCUAUGGCCUGGGCCAUCAUACCACACUAUGGUUGGAGUUUCAGUAUGGGUUCAGCAUACCAGUUUCACAGCUGGAGGGUGUUUGUGGUUGUCUGUGCCCUGCCCUGUGUGUGUGCUGUGGUGGCACUUACGUUCAUGCCCGAAAGUCCCAGGUUCUACCUUGAGGUGGGGAAGCAUGAUGAAGCCUGGAUGAUCCUCAAACAGAUCCACGACACCAACAUGAGAGCACGUGGGCAACCGGAGAAAGUCUUCACCGUAAACAGGAUCAAGAUCCCCAAACAGCUGGAUGAACUGGUAGAAAUGGAGUCAGAAUCUGGUAACCAAGUUUCCAAGGCUUUCUUUAGGAUAAAGGCUGAAAUACAUGGGAUCUAUCUGAAUCUCAUGAAGUGCUUCAACUACCCUAUGCGAGAAAACAUGAUGCGACUAUCCAUAGUGUGGCUCACGCUGUCAUUCGGGUAUUAUGGCCUGUCAGUCUGGUUCCCUGAUGUCAUCAAACACCUUCAGGCGGAUGACUAUGCCUCCAAAGUGAAGAUCCACAACAAUGAACGCAUUGAAGACUUCACUUUUAACUUCACCCUGGAGAACCAGAUACACAAAAAUGGCCUCUUCAUCAACGACCGAUUCAUCAAUAUGAAGCUGAAAUCUGUCACCUUCAUUGACUCUACCUUUCGCAACUGCUACUUUGAUGAUGUGACAUCGGUGGGCUCCUUCUUCCGUAACUGUACUUUAAUUUAUGCUUUUUUCUUCAACACAGACAUUGACGAAUCCAAGUUGAUAGAUGGCACAGAGGUGGUGAACAGCACAUUCACCGACAACAAGAUGGGAUGCCAGAUGACGUUUGAUGAUGACUACAGUGCCUACUGGGUUUACUUCAUCAACUUCCUGGGGACUCUGGCUGUUCUGCCUGGCAACAUUGUGUCUGCUCUUCUCAUGGACAAAAUUGGACGUCUGUCCAUGUUAGGUGGCUCUAUGGUCCUUUCAGGCAUCAGCUGUUUCUUCUUGUGGUUUGGUACCAGUGAGUCCAUGAUGAUUUUCAUGUUGUGCCUUUACAAUGGCCUGAGCAUCUCUGCCUGGAACUCCCUGGAUGUGGUCACGACUGAGUCAUUCCCCACUGUCAGGAGAGGAACAGGCUUUGGGUUCUGUAAUGCUCUAUGUAAGCUGGCAGCAGUCUUAGGGAACCUGAUUUUUGGUUCUCUCGUUGGCAUCACAAAGGCCAUCCCCAUCCUCAUGGCCUCUUCUGUGCUCGUCGGGGGAGGCCUGGUUGCACUCCGGUUGCCUGACACGAGGGCGAAUGUCCUCAUGUAACACCAGCUUGGCGUUCAUCAGCUGAAGUAAAACCUGGAUAAAACCUGGGUGGAUCUGAGAGGAAGCCCAGGGAGUGUUGAGCAAGGAGUGCAAAUGGCUUGGUUCAUACACACAUCUUAACACUAUAAAUCACAUUUCGCAAACGUAUCUUAGGUAGCUUGAAAGCAACCCACUUUGUUUUACUUUUAUCAUACAAAGAUUCCUUGUUAGUCAAUAUUAAGCUCAGCCAGUUUGUGAAUGUAUUGUCUGGAGAUUUCACAGACAGAGCUGAGAGUUUGCAUAGGUUUUGGUACUGAGUCUUUUGGUGGUUUUGUUCAGUGACUGGUUGCACCUUCCAGCUGCAGCCUUGUGUGGAGUCACUGCAUGGUUAAAGCUCAAGGCUUUUAAUAUUGAUAUGGUCUUAUUAAAACAAGCCAGAUGGGGAGAAAAGUGAAAAACAAGCUGUAAUGAGCAUAGCCAACCUGCUGUGUGACAACGUAGGGAAUAGAUGAUCAGACAGAGUGGUCACGCGACACAGCUGUAUGACAGUUGGCUUGCCCACAUACACAGGACAUGCUGUAGACAGUGUGCACAAAGUCAACAUACACAAAUAUAUAAAAAAACACACAUAGAUAUAUAUACAUAUAUGUGCAAAUACAUGUCUUAAAAUAGACACUCACAUAUACCCUGCACUUUUCCCCCCACUCUACACUUGCACCCUCCUGUAGACACAAUACUGCAUUUUGCUCAACAUGACAUUUGCUCAGACAUCUGCAACCUUUUCAAAGUAGAUAAUUCACGUAGGACACCAAGCCCUUUGCAUUACCUAUCCAACCAAGAAUCAAAAAGGGCAUAUUGAAAAACUGUAUUUUCUUUUACCAGUAAUUGUAUGGUAUGUUGAAUCUGAGGCUACAAAUUUUAUUUUCUGCUGCGUUAUGACUUUGAUGACUUAUUCAUUUUAUCCAAAUGUUGUUACUCCAGGUCCCCUUCCAUGUGUUAUUGUUCAAAACCUCUCUCAUGAGCUCUCCUUCUGAUUUAGCUUUGUGUUGGAUCUCGCUUGUGGCAGUGAUGUUGAUAAUGACAUGUCAUGCUGCUUCCUUUUAAAAAUACUGAAUAGCCUUUUUUAAAAUGUGCCUCUCCUUAACUGGAGCAGUCUGCCCAUAGUCAUGUGGUGUCCAAAGGUUAUAAGGAACAGACAGAAACUGAACAGGAAGUAAAUAGAUAAAAUAAUCAUGGUGUUUUUGUGUAUAUAUGUGAAAUAUGUGGCCAAUACAGUAUUUUAUUAGGGUCUUAACCGCAUCUCUUUGGAAAAAAAAAUCCUGUUGUUACUAUAGAUAACAAUGAACUAUAAUAUGAUCAAAUGGUGUAAGUUACCAUGCAUGACUACAAAGUAAUAAUGUAAAUAACAACCACCUCUUUAUGAAGGCUAAUUGGUGCCACCCAUGAUGAAAAUGUCUCCUAAGGAAACUUUUUGGCUUUUUUGACUUUGUAUCUUAAAUCAUCUGGGAAAAAUUCAACUCAAAUUAUGUUUGCUUUUUUUACAUUUGAAGUUGUGAAACAAAUACAAAACUGGAUGAUACAAUUGAGAUUUGUCAUUUCUUGUGACUUUUCAUCUAAGAUCUUAUUCACCAUGAUCUCACACUUGAAAACAUGACCUACCUUGUAAUAGUUAUGUAUCUUGUCUUUCAACAUUGGAAUCUCAAUGCAUACUGCUAAAGAUAAUGAUAAUAAGAUCAUGUUGCUAUUUUCAAAGUAUUAAAAUACUAAAUUUUGCCUUUCUUUUAGAUAUAUCUAACAUAACAAUUCAGUUGCUCUCAGUCUUGUUUAAUUUGUGUCUGUGGAUUGUAUUUUCUGUGGCUAACAGCCUGUGUCCUCCUGCUUUUCUCUGUAUUGUGGUAUCUGUGAUUGCAGCGUAGAGGUAGUUUGCCCUUGCACUACAGUUGGCUCUGUCAAGGCUACUCAACAAAAAAAACCCAUAAGCUUCCAAAGUGGUACUGUACAUGAGCACCCAUUUCCAUGGACCCAACCUUUUCUCAGAUUUUGUCAAUUCAGUUGGACAUACGUAAUGAAAUGUGCUGCUAUUGUGCAACAGAUAUUUUUUGAUCAUAUAACUUCAAUAUUUUUGAAAGAAAAGUAUGGCAUACAGAUUCUGAAUAAAUGCACUGAUAUAAAAAGUGAUGACUUUUUCCCAGUCUCAGUCCAACGCUGCUGACUGUUGUCAGUGGCAAUAGAAGGAUUGAAGUGUAUGGUUCUGGAUGUGUUAAAACCUUAAUUAGUGGCAGAUCUUACCUGUUGUGUCAUAUUGGGGAGAAAUUAUAUUACCUGUUAUGUUUGAGAUAUUUGGGGUAUUAUUAUAUGUACUGUAUUUAUGCUUGUGUGCGUGUGUGUAUAAGAGAGAGUACUGUAUGUGUGUGUGGGUCUGCGUAUGGAUGCAUGAGUGUAAAUAAUGUACAUAUCAAAGCUGAUAUUGAUGGACUUCUGAGUUAUAUGUGUAUAAGGUCCUGGAUCAACUCAUGUGUCUCCUGCUUUGUCCAAGCGAUAAGUCCAUCUACUGUAUCUCUGUUGUACAUCUCUGUGUUUCCUUGGCUUUAAGCCCCUAUUCACCUGCUACUCUGUGUGUGCGUAUGUGUGUGUAUGCACAAACUUGCAUGUAUGUAAGAAAACUUCUGUUCUUUUGUGCUCAACUUUGUGUUCUGACUGUUCAUUCUUCUGGCAGAAAAUGAUGGCAAUAUUCUGAUUUUGGUUGAGGAAAAAUGUGAAUGUAUCACUCUUGUAAGUUCUGUUCAUCCAUUUUAUGGAGGUAAUCAAAUGUAUGUGGAGAAUUAAGUUGUGUAUAUUAUUGUGAAGGGCCUGCCAGUCAUAGGAUGACUGAGCUGUAUGUUCAAAGGUGUGAAAAUAUAUGAAGAAAUAUUUGCCAAAUGAAGCCCUGUGAAUAAUGUUAGAAACUGGAAAGGCAGGGAUUGCAGACCAUGCGGCUUUUGAACAUAUAUACAAUAAAAGUUAUGUUCUCUA
Siniperca chuatsi (mandarin fish) is the source of this 5789-nucleotide messenger RNA. It is a transcript of the gene sv2ca, whose product is annotated as synaptic vesicle glycoprotein 2Ca. The record is from RefSeq and is a predicted model, not a curated record. Gene Ontology annotation, molecular function: transmembrane transporter activity. Gene Ontology annotation, biological process: chemical synaptic transmission; transmembrane transport. The coding region runs from base 594 to 2798 and encodes 734 amino acids. The transcript is spliced from 13 exons. NCBI's taxonomy places the organism in Eukaryota, Metazoa, Chordata, Actinopteri, Centrarchiformes, Sinipercidae. Gene Ontology annotation, cellular component: membrane.